AUGGAUCAUCUCCCAAAGCCACUGCAACAUCUAAACCCUGAGCUGGUCUUCCCCUGUCGAUGUGACCCCAAUGCCGUUGAUGAUGGUCCCUUGGAGACUUAUCCAGAGCGGCGCGGAUAUCGUCUCAAUCUGUUUGCCGACCUCAAUUUUGCGAACAUCCUAGCUUUGCACGAUGGCUCACGACCAGGUGUGGAACAGGCCACGACUUUGUUGCAGGAAUGGCUGUUCUUUGGUCUUCUGCAGGCUGCGCACUUCAUCUACGGGGAGGACUUCGACGGCAACGAUUACGUCCAAGGUUCGGGCGAGAGCAUGGUCUUGACACUUGAAAGACUUCCGCAGCAUGCUGAUCGCUGGCUCAAGUUAGAAGCCGACAGAGAAAAGACCGUCCGGAAACAACACUUUCAUGAUAUGGAAGCGCAUAUUAUGCGCGCCCUCAUGUUCCUCACGAAUAACUUCACCCCGUUCAAUAAUGGGGGCCUCGAUUCUACCGGUAGUCCUCGAGUCGUUCCAGAGCAGUCCAAGAUUGUGGUUGAACCAAACCUGGAGAUUCUGCUCAUGGUACUUACGGAAGCCCUGGAAUGCAUUGCCCAAACAAUCCAAUUUCGCGAACGGAGGUAUGUCCGGUCUGAACAGACCCCUGACUUCGUCUGUUUCUCGACACGCCGCCUGAUGGAUAGACUCCACUGGUGUCCUAGCGAGUUGAACCUUAUCGAUCUCGUUUUCGACCACGGUUCUUUUUACUUUGCCAGCCGGCUGGCAAGGAACGCUGCUCAAUCCCGGCAUUCACAAUGCACCAUGAACAAGUGUCUGGCGUUUCAAAUGAAUGUUUCCACUUACAGCACAGUACAUAUUACAGAUUGUGAGGGCUGUAAUGAUCUGAUCGUCGACCAGACUGAACUAUCAGCCAUCCUGGAAAGGAGUGACGAUGAUUCCGCUUAUCCUCGCGUCAGGGUUACGAUCACUGAUGCUGACAAUGUCGAGCUGUCUUUCACAGAUCAAGGCGAGUAUGUGGCCGUGUCCCAUGUCUGGUCCGACGGCCUCGGACAUCCGCCAGGAAUCAACUCUCUGCCUGAAUGUCAAGUCCGACGACUCCGAUCUCUCAUCCACCAAACAGGAAUGAAGGAAGCCAAUAUCUGGAUCGAUUCGCUCUGUGUUCCAGCGCACAUUGGUCUCGCAAAGCGGAAUGCACUUGCCCGAAUGGCUUCUGUCUAUCGAGGAGCAAGAGCUGUAUUAGUCCUCGAUUCAGACCUCCUCUCCAUCCCAUCUUAUUGCUCCAACGAGGAGCUGCUCCUUCGCGUUGCGCUUUGCACGUGGAUGCGACGUCUCUGGACGCUGGAGGAGGGCGUCGUCGCCCGCUCCAAGCUGCUGUUCCAGUUCUCCGAUCGCUCGAUUGCACUACCUCCACCUCGCCCUGCCAUCAGCGACAGUAUUGCUUUCCACUGUGCAGCGUUGAUCGAGCAAUACCUGCCUGAGGACACGAGUAUAUUAUCAGUCAUCACGGCUCUUCACUUCCGCUCCACAUCGUGGAGUUCCGACGAGCCUCUCUGCAUCGGCUACAUCUUAGAUCUUGAUGUGUCGUCAAUUGUCGCCCUCCACGACGACCCUCGCUUGCGCAUGGCGGAGCUGUAUCGCCUUCUAGCCAAGAAAACCCCCACUUUCCCUUACCAAUUUUUGUUCACCCAUGAAGAAAAACUGGACAUUCCUCCUUUCAGCUGGGCUCCCGUUUCGUUGAUGAAUUUAGAUCCCAAAGACGUGCUAUAUCUCCAGGGAACAGGCCCCGAAAGUGGUAUUGACGCCACUCAAACCGAUCGCGGCCUACAGUUUCAAUCGACAUAUCCGUCUUGUCUGGUCAGUUUCGGUGAGGAAGCCGCUAUCAAGAAAUGUAUGAUCAUCCAAAUUGACGCGGUGUCAUAUGUGCUCUGCCCUGUCCCCAAGGGCGGCAAAUGCCGAACCCACGCAAGAUUCUGGGAGGGUUCUGAGAAACAACUGCGCCUCGACGUCGACCCAGAUCAAGCUUGGACCGAGCGGUGGAGAGCCAACUAUGAUGGCUUUCGUCCUCCCGGGGAAUGGGGUCUGAUAUACUCCAAGAGUGCACAGUACGGCGUGAUGGUGGCGACGACCGAGUUCGCAGACAAGGGCAAGACAAUCUACACGGAACUGGUCGGUCAAGUAUACAUGUAUGAGAUCCGCACUUUGCACGCCUCCGUGGUAGCUGGCGUGAACAAAGAAAUGUGGGGCCAGCUGGGCAUUCCCGACAUGGACGAACAGAGCGUGCGGGCUGAACAGGAAAAGGCCGAACGUGAACUCCUUGCUGAAGGACAUUAUACCCCGGUCAACUGUGACUGGAGGUUGAACGAGACCAUUACUUGGUGCGUUGGGUGA
This is a messenger RNA of Capronia coronata CBS 617.96, 2382 nucleotides long. RefSeq lists its product as uncharacterized. The transcript has a single exon. The coding region runs from base 1 to 2382 and encodes 793 amino acids. The record is from RefSeq and is a predicted model, not a curated record. NCBI's taxonomy places the organism in Eukaryota, Fungi, Ascomycota, Eurotiomycetes, Chaetothyriales, Herpotrichiellaceae.